CAUAUUGUUAAAUAGAGAAGGAAGGCUUUGAAUAAAUAAAUAUAAUUAUCAUCUAGCCAACAUGUCAACUCAUAGUAUUGAAGCAAAGAAUUUUGUAAAAUUCAAUGAUGAAUACGUUCUUGAUAUUUAAGACUAAUCGACAACAACUUAAUUUAAAUAAUGCAGCAAUGCUAAUUCUACGACUUCUGCUUUUACUGAAAUCAAUUGUAGGAGUAAACCAACUAAAACACAAAGUAUUUUUCAAAUAUACCCAAAAGGAAGUCUCUUGACUUUAACCCCAUAAAUCAGUUAGAGAAGAGGUUCUCAAUCUUUGGCAGACCAAACAAUGAGAAAUGAAGAUGACGUAGAUAUUUUCCAAAUAUUAGUCAUGUGUCUUAAACCUUUAUGGAAAGAAAUCUCAAUAUAUCAUAUAUUGGUAUGAUGUUAAUAUUGAUCAUAAAUAUGAGAUCCUCAUAAAAACUACUAAAGUUUAAAUAACAAUUGGAGAUCUUAUUUAGCUUGCGAUAAGUUAAUUUAAUGAAUAAAAUGAAUACUUACAAACUCCAUUUUCAUCAGAUGUUAAUAAUUAAUAUUUGUAUGAAUUGUACAUUCCAAAAAAGAAAAAGGGGACUCCAAAUGAAGAUUUUCCAUGUAGUCAUAUUGUUAAAUUAUAGGCUUUGCUGAUUCAACCUUGUUAUCUCAAUCAAAUCAAACAGAGUUUGCUCUUAAGGUUACCUUAAAAUAAUCAAAAUAUUAAACAAGCCUUUCUAAUACAAAACACUCAUCAACAAUUAAGCAAAAUGAAAAAUAAGUAUUAGGCUCAAAAAACUCUAGUUCAAAGAAGAAGAACCUAUUUCAAUCGUUAUUCUUUUGUUGUAAUUAAGCAGAAGAUUAUUGAAAUAUUUUGAAGGUUAAACUGUUUAAUGCUAC
This is a messenger RNA of Paramecium octaurelia, 909 nucleotides long. Lineage: Eukaryota; Ciliophora; Oligohymenophorea; Peniculida; Parameciidae. The record is from the annotation of a GenBank genome assembly.